AUGUUCAUGGUUUCCCUUUUUUUGAGGGACUUCAAGAGCAAGCUGCGAACCACAAAACUUUCUCUGCCUUCGCACGAGGGCAACAACGUUUCUACGAAAUCCCGCUUCACCAUGAUCGUCCUACCAAUUACGAAAGUGCAAUCUAUAAAUAGCCGAUCCGGAAUUCCGACGAGUGAUUAUUACAAGCAGCAAAAAGAUGACAAUGGGAUUGAGAAACAUCGGGAUGAUCUGAUGAACAAAUGCACUCUCAGCUUCUGCCAGGUGGUCGCACAGCUCGGCAACUUGACGUUCCCGGAGAGAUGCAUUGAUUAUAGAGGCAGUCCCUUGACCUAUUUGUUGGAGGAUGUCUUGGGCGGAAACUGUAAAACCGCCGCUAUUUUUUGUUUAAAAGUGAACUGCUGCUCCGAUGACGCCCAGUAUUUUAACUACCUGGCUACGAACAUGGCAAAGGUCCUUAACUUUCCAGUCGUCAAUACAGAAUUAGUGCAGAAGCUGCUGACCCAGCAUCGAGCCCGAGCGAUUUUCAAUAGCAGGAACAGCUGCUGCAAGAAGAAUUGUCAGCUGGGGCAACAUUGCGUAGCCAUGCCGGCUGGUCCUGACUGCACGCCGAUGAUCAACGUGAACAAGAUCAGUGACAAGUCGAAGUUUUAUCUAACUGAAGACGAGAAGUGCUCCAUCUUAGACACCAUCAGCUCUCUGCGUCUGCAGACUGAAUCUCUGAAAUACGAGCGUGACAACCUGAAAGAAUCAUUCGACCUUUACAGGAAACAUUCAGAGGUCAAGGUCAGUGACCUCGAGAGGCAGGUUCAUGACCUUGAGAAGGAAAUCUCCGAGGGCAGGACGAUGUUAAGUUUGGAGAAGGAUUUUUCUAGAAAGUUGGAGAAGAAAUUGGAAGAGGUUGAUUGUGGUCAGUUGCGCGCCAGGUAUAACAGCCUGGUUGAGGAGGUGCAAAAACAGAAGAUCGAAUGUGGUAGCUGCCGGUCGAGCGGUAGCGACGCUGACGUCGGUGGCUGCAUAGCGGGAGAGAGAGAAGGAGAAAGAUUGAGGAGAAGGAAUGAAAAACUGAAAGGAGGAAGAUGUAGAUGUGGUGACGGUUACGAUGACGUCAUUCCAAAUGGCGUUAUGCUGAAGUUGAAGGAAGUUAUUAAGGAACUAAAAGAUGUUGUCGAGAGUUCGAAGAAACAGCUGAACAGCUUGUCCGACGUCACACUGAACCUACGUCACUGUGGUGGGGGACAGCAGAGCCCGCCACCAGGCCACGUGAUCAAGAUGGUGGAUAGCGCCAUUGAUGAACUGAAGAGUUGCUACAACAUCAUGAAGAGUAGUUAUCAGAACCAGAUUAAGGACCAAUCAGAAGAGCUCAACCUCUUGAAGCUGCAGAUGCGUGAUACCCAGAAGAAACUGUCGCAACUAACUGCUAGAUAUUUGAUAUGUGAAAGAGACAGGACGAUCUUGGAGACGGAGAACACGACAGUUCAGAACAGGUUGAAGAAGUGCCUGGAGGAUUGUAGGAGAAGGAUAAACAAGAUGGCCGCCACUGAACACAUGAGCAGGGAGAGCCAACUGACCCAAGCUGUCCAUUUCUACAAACGUAAACUGGCCAUAUUCCUCAACAAACACGAGAGGCUGCUCGUCGCUUAUAGGGAUAUAUACGAGCAAGUGAAGGCCAAAAACAUAAAAAUCGAUCCAUCCAUCAUUCACGACUACCUCGAUAAAGUCAAAAAUGUUGGUGAUAACGAUGUAAAUGUUGGUCAGAAACGGGCAGACAAAAUUUUGAAAACACCCAGCCUUGGUAAGAAAGGUGAUAAUAACAAGAAGAGAGUGAAUAUUAAUGAUGGAGAUGAUGAUGAAAGAGAGAGGGUGAGAUUAUUGAAGAGGAAUUAUCUAUUGAAAGAGGAGAUUGGCCAGUUGCAGAAGUUUAAAGAUGAAUUCGAUAACAACCAAACACCGCGCCAGCAGGCCUCGCCAACUGGCGCAGCGAAAGAUUUUGAUCUUUUCAGACUUCACAUCAAUGUGCCAAGAACUGCAACUGAAGAAGAUUCAAGGGACAGAUCAAAUGAAAAGAAACAGAGGAAUUCAAAUGUUGUCGGUGAAAGAGUAGAAGAGAGAGAGAGGGCAAGAGAAAGAGAGGAAGAGUGA
Molecule: messenger RNA, 2139 nt
Organism: Helobdella robusta
Lineage: Eukaryota; Metazoa; Annelida; Clitellata; Rhynchobdellida; Glossiphoniidae
Exons: 18
Coding region: 1-2139 (712 amino acids)
Biological process (GO): microtubule-based movement; mitotic spindle organization
Molecular function (GO): microtubule motor activity
Source: RefSeq, a predicted model, not a curated record